Messenger RNA from Stylophora pistillata, 2273 nucleotides. Its product is annotated as E3 ubiquitin-protein ligase synoviolin B. Gene Ontology annotation, biological process: ERAD pathway; proteasome-mediated ubiquitin-dependent protein catabolic process. The record is from RefSeq and is a predicted model, not a curated record. Gene Ontology annotation, cellular component: endomembrane system. Lineage: Eukaryota; Metazoa; Cnidaria; Anthozoa; Scleractinia; Pocilloporidae. Gene Ontology annotation, molecular function: ubiquitin protein ligase activity.
GUGAAGACGUGUGUACUUUCUGUUUCUUCAGUAGAGGUACGUAGCUGGUAGCCAGUCAAAACUGGCCACGGAAUUUUGGAAUUUUCUCAAGUGUUUACCAAGUCAUUGCCGAAACGGGUCCGGCAGAGUUUGAAGAUUAUGUGUUAAAUUUAUUAGCUCAACUUCAGCGCUAAUACCAGCCUACAAGAUGAGAGAAGUGGUACUCACUGCAGCCAGCUUGGCGUUAACUGGGGCUGUUGUAGCGAAUGCUUACUACCAAAAGAAUCAAUUUUACCCUUCUGUUGUGUACUUAACCAAGUCUAGUCCAAGUAUGGCGGUUUUGUACAUUCAAGCUUUCGUGCUUGUGAUCCUAUUCGGUAAAAUGAUGCGAAAAGUUUUCUUUGGACACCUGCGAGCGGCUGAGAUGGAGCAUCUCAUUGAAAGAUCAUGGUAUGCAGUCACUGAAACCUGCUUGGCAUUCACAGUUUUCCGCGAUGACUUUAGCCCUCGAUUUGUUGCUCAGUUUACAAUGCUGUUGUUUCUAAAAUGCUUCCAUUGGUUAGCAGAAGAUAGGGUUGACUACAUGGAAAGAAGUCCAGUAUUGACUUGGUUAUUCCAUGUCCGAGCAGUGUUGCUUCUCAUGUUUUUAGGGAUGGUCGAUGCAGUUCUUGUGCAUAUUGCAUACAAUACAACAAUGCAAAGUGGAGCAUCAGUACAACUUGUUUUUGGAUUUGAGUAUGCCAUUCUCUUAACAAUAGUGGUAACCAUUCAGAUGAAAUAUGUCCUGCACAUUGUAGACCUACGAAGUGAAAAUCCUUGGGAUAACAAAGCAGUCUAUCUAUUGUACACUGAAUUAAUUACAGGUUUUAUCAAGAGUGUUCUUUAUAUUUGUUUCAUGAUCAUCAUGAUCAAAGUACACACAUUCCCACUUUUUGCCAUUAGACCCAUGUACUUGACAUUAAGGGGAUUCAAGAAAUGUAUUAGUGAUGUUAUUAUGUCUCGGCGUGCCAUUUCAAAUAUGAAUACACUUUAUCCUGAUGCCACACCUGAAGAACUCCAACAAGGGGACAAUGUAUGCAUUAUAUGUCGUGAAGAAAUGACAACAGGCUGUAAAAAAUUGCCAUGCAACCAUAUAUUCCACACAAGCUGCCUACGCUCUUGGUUUCAAAGGCAGCAAACAUGUCCAACAUGUAGAAUGGAUGUGCUUAGACCUCAGCCCCCGCCACAACCUCAGCAGCCACCACCCCCACCCUCCCAACAUGGACUUUUCGUCUCUGAAUAUUGAGCAGCUGGUCGCUGUUGAAGGUCAGGAAAGACAGAAUGUGGAAGCAAGAAUAAACAUGUUACGGACUGUACAUGCUCUGCUGGAUGCGGCCAUAGUCCAGCUUAAUCAGUACACUCAAAUGAUAAAUGCGCAGAGACAACCGCCCUUAAAUGUCCCUCAGCCGUCGACCUCAGCAGGACCCUCGGGACUUGGAACCAGGGAAGCAGGUCCCUCGGGACUUGGAACCAGGGAAGCAGGUCCCUCGGGACUUGUAACCAGGGAAGCAGGUCCCUCGGGACUUGGAACCAGGGAAGCUGGUCCUUCGGGACUGGGAACGACAGAAGGUGGUCCCUUAGGACAUGGGUCAGUAGGCGCAGUGUCUUCGGUACUCGGUGGAACGACGAAGGCAGCGGGAACGAAUCCAGUCUUAUCAGCAGGGACGUCAUCUUCACCUAAACCUGGGCCUUCUACGGAGUCUGAUUGUCCAGCUUCAAAAGACUCGGCGGCGAAAGCCGGAGUUUCAUCAGAUAAAGACAUUUCACAAACAGAACCGGACUCAAAUGGCGAGAACUCUGAAAUAAGGAGGCGUAGACUGGAGCGAUUUUCGAGCGCCAUGAAUCAAGACAGCGGUGAUAAGGAGCAGGAGACCUGAUACUGUAUACUGCUGUUAGAAACAUAGUUUUCAGGAAUCUUAAAUGACUUGCACAUGCCACCUUCGAACAAAGCAUAGUUUAUCGAGCAGUGACUCCUAAGUUAAAAUCUUAUUUAAGGAUUUUUAGCUGUUUACCGGUAAAUGGAACGGGUUCGUAAGCCAGUUCUUCGGUGUCGGGAAGAAUGAGAUAGAUUCCAAGAAAUUGUUUCUCGUGAAGGGCAACAACAGAAAGGACAUCUUUCUUUUAAACGGGAACAUCCGAGAGAAGGAAAUCGCAAAAAAUUUAACUCAAAAUAAACAACUUUAAUAGUUUUACAGGAAUAUUUUUCAUUUUUGUAGACGCAUAUGGAAUAUCAAAUAACAACGCGUUGAACUUGA